Molecule: messenger RNA, 2568 nt
Organism: Panicum virgatum (switchgrass)
Lineage: Eukaryota; Viridiplantae; Streptophyta; Magnoliopsida; Poales; Poaceae
Exons: 4
Coding region: 1-2568 (855 amino acids)
Biological process (GO): proteolysis
Molecular function (GO): aspartic-type endopeptidase activity
Source: RefSeq, a predicted model, not a curated record
AUGGCCACCGCCGAGGAGAAGCUAGAUCUACUCCUAUUGGAAGUUAAGGCGCUCCAAGCCGGCCAGCUGAAGCUCGUCAACACCGUGGACGCCAUCAACACAUGGAGCGUCGACGCCGACAAAAUUGCUGCCCAAUUAAGCGAUUCUGUCAAGGAUCUCACAUCGCGCAUGGAGGCGUUGGAGGCAGCCACAGCCCCGCCUCAGGCCCCGUCGCGCGAGGAAGGGGGGCGGGCCAACGGCCACCGCGUCGCACAUGUUCACCAGGGUGCCGAUGGGAAGUCCUACCUUCUCCAUCACACCCUGGUCAAGGGUGAGUCCUCCAACCUUCAUCAGCAUACUGUUGUGUUGGAUCCACCUGAGUCCAGUUAUAAGCAUCCUAGUUCCCAUUACAACCAUCACAAAGAGUAUAAACUGCCUAGGCUAGAUUUUCCUAGAUUUAAGGGUGAUAAUCCUAAGAUCUGGAAGGAGAAUUGUGAGAAGUACUUUUCUAUGUACUCAGUACCUGUCCACUUAUGGGUGCCCUUUGCCACCUUGAAUUUUUCUGAUAAUGCUGCUCUUUGGCUUCAAACCUAUGAAACCCAGUAUGGUGUUAGUAGUUGGCCUGAUUUAUGUGUAGCAGUCGACCAGAAGUAUGGGAGAGAUUUAUACCAAAAUUACAUGAGAGAUCUGUUAGCCAUUCGACAAACUAGUUCUGUCCUGGAAUAUGCUGAGCGAUUUGAGCAGGCUAAACAUAGAGUCCUAGUUCAUAACUCUAGCAUUGAUGAUGUGUUUUUUGUACAAAAAUUUUUGGAUGGAUUGAGAUAUAACAUUGGUAAUGCAAUCACAUUACAUAAACCAAGAACAGUUGAUGCCGCCUUGUCAUUGGCCCUCAUGCAGGAGGAAUUAUUGGAAGCCUCUACAAAGAGGUAUCAUCCCAAGUCAUCACGAGAUAUGGUGAAAUUCAGUUCAAGACCUUCAACUGCAGGCUCUGCGGGUGUUCUGGGAUCAGCACCAUCAGAAAUUGUCACAACAACCCCAUCUGUCACACCAACCAAACCAAAGUGGGAUGACAAAUUGGCUACUCUACGUUCUCAGCGCCGAGCUCAAGGGCUGUGCAUGAAGUGCGGAGGCAAAUGGGGCCGCAAUCAUAAGUGCCCAGAUCAGAUUCCUCUGCACAUAAUGGAGGAAGUCUUAGCUGCAAUGAACAUAGAAGAAAUGGGUACUGAUGAAUUGGAACCAGCAGACAGCUCUAGUGAUGAGGAGAUCUUGUCCUUAUCUUGGUCUGCACAAGAAGGAAUUCAAGGGAAUAAAACAAUCAGACUGCAAGGAUUGAUCAAGAAUCAAGAAGUGUUAAUGCUGGUGGACUCAGGAAGUUCCAGCACAUUCAUCAGUGCAAAUGCAGUGCACAAGCUGCAAUUCAAGCAAGAUGACACAAUUGAGGUACAAGUUACUGUGGCUGAUGGCACACAAAUUCCAAGCAACAAGCUGGUCAGAGAUAUUACAUGGUGGACUCAGGGCCACACAUUCUCCACCACUGCAAGGGUGCUUGAAUUGAAAGGUUAUGACAUGGUGCUUGGCAUGGAUUGGUUGGAACAAUACAGUCCAAUGUGGAUUCAUUGGAAGAUAAAGAAGAUGAGGUUUAAUCAUCUGGGCAAGAGGAUUACACUCACUGGUGUAAAGGACUGUGUCUCUAAAUGCACCAAACUUAAUAUCAAGAAAUUGAAAGGACUGCUAAGAAAAGGAGGUGUUGCUCAGCUAGUACAGUUGUCUUCCAUUCAGACCAGCCAACCUACAUCUCAGGAAAUUCCACCUGAAAUUGAAGGUCUAUUGCAAGAACAUGGGGAUUUAUUCAAAGAACCAACAACUCUGCCACCAAGCAGAGCCCAGGAUCAUCAAAUCACCCUACUUCCUGGUGUGCAGCCAGUCAAUGUGAAACCCUACAAAUACUCACCCACACAAAAGGAUGAGAUUGAGAGACAGGUCAAGGAGAUGUUACUCAAUGGAGUGAUACAACCAAGUACCAGCCCAUAUGCUUCACCUGUACUCCUGGUCAAAAAGAAAGAUGGGUCAUGGAGAUUCUGCAUAGAUUACAGAAAUCUUAAUUCCAUCACAGUGAAGAACAAAUAUCCCUUGCCCAUAGUGGAUGAGCUCUUGGAUGAACUAAAAGGAGCUAAAUGGUUUACUAAAUUGGAUAUGAGGUCAGGCUACCAUCAGUCUUUGGAAUAUCUGGGUCACAUAAUUAGUGCUGAAGGAGUUUCAACUGAUCCAACCAAAAUUCAAGCUGUUCAAGAUUGGCCAGUGCCCACUGACCUGAAACAAUUGAGAGGCUUCCUUGGAUUAUCUGGGUAUUACAGGAAGUUCAUCAAGAACUAUGGUAUCAUCAGCAGACCAUUGACAGAUUUGCUUAAGAAGAACACUUUAAAGAAGGCAUUGGCACCUGGAACUACUGUCUCCACGGAUGAUCAGUUACACCAUCUUGCCAUGGAUAUCACUACAUCAGAACCUCAGUGGAAGGAUUGGCCUACACAUUGGGCUCGCUGGGAAAAUAUAUCUCACCUCAAGGAGUGGUUGCCAUCGUCUGCCACUUGA